AUGGCCGCGUUCAGAGCGUUAGUCCUCGCGUGCGUGCUCCUCCUCGUGUCGACGUCCGCCUUGGCGCAGCGUGGUCCGCCUGGCGGAGGACCUCCCAGCGGUCAGCGCGGAGGCCCUGGCGCCGGUCCCGGCGGUCCUGGUGGUCGCGACGGUCCCGGCGGGCCUGGUGGAAAACCGCCGCAUGGCCCUCCGUUGAACCUGACGGCCGUCGGGAAUUUGACGGCAGAUGUUGGCGCGCGGCUCGCCAACUGCACCGUGGAUCAGAAGACCCUCAACGGCAGCUUCCACCUCGCCGUCUUCAAGAACUCUACCGGAAAUUACAAUCUGCUGGUGGAGGCGGUGCUGGUGGACGCGGCGGGCGGUCCGCCCGACUCGCUGGCGAUCGUGAAGGGCGCCGUGUGCGACGCCGCCGCGACGGACGUGCUCGCGCUGCCGCUCGCCGCGGCGGAAUGGCAGCAGCGCGCGGGGUGGUGGCUGCUGCACGCGGAGGCGCGCCUCGACGCGUUCCUCGAGAACGCGGACGCCGCCACCCUCGACGCGCUGCUCGCCGUGCUCCCCACCGCCUCGCCUCCGCCCACCAGCGGCGGCGGACGCAACGGCGGGGGUAGCAGUGCCGGCGGAGGCAGCGCGGGGGGCGCGCGGAACGGGCAGGGCGGGAGGCGCAUGGGGCGGGAGCUGCUGACGCGCGCAUUCGGCCUCGCUGCCAGGCAAGGGGGACAGAAGCAGGGGGGACAGAAGCAGGGGGGACAGAAGCAGGGGGGGCAGCAGCAGCAGGGGGGAGCGCAGCAGCCACCUGCAGUGAGCGGGUAUGCUGUGCUGGCGGGCAGCAGCGCAGCAGGUGUGACGUGCAGAAGCAUUACUGCCGUGGGCGUGCAUCCCGAUGUUGGUGCUCUUUUGCAUCUACUGCUCCUCCAGCUCACCCCUCCCCCUGCCCCUUUCCCCUCCCUGCCCCUAUCCCCUGCUUUUUCUCCUCACCUGGCACUUUUUCUUGUCCUUUCCUCAUGUCGCUUCCCCCUUUCCCUCCCCUUACCCCCCCUACCUUUCGCCCGUUCUCUUUUGCCCCUUCCCUUUGCUCCUUCCCUCUGCCCCUCCCACUCUGCCUCUCCCUCCUGUCCCUCCCACAUGCCACUUCUCAUUUCCCCGUCCCCCUGUUCCCCCCUUACCCCCCCUUUGCCCCUUCCGAUUGCACCUUCCCUUUGCCCAUUUCCCCUUCCCCCGCCUCCCAGUGCCUCAACAUGCGCCCCCCCCCCUGCUCCUUCCCCCUGCCCCUCCCUUGCUUCUUCCCCUGACCCUUCCCCCGUUGCCCCGUACCCCUGCCCCUCAACCUGCGCCCCUGCGCUCUACUCCUCCCCCCCCUGGUACCUCGUGUGCUGCCUCUGA
Messenger RNA from Closterium sp. Naga37s-1, 1380 nucleotides. The record is from the annotation of a GenBank genome assembly. NCBI's taxonomy places the organism in Eukaryota, Viridiplantae, Streptophyta, Zygnematophyceae, Desmidiales, Closteriaceae.